Penicillium vulpinum is the source of this 663-nucleotide messenger RNA. RefSeq lists its product as uncharacterized. Gene Ontology annotation, molecular function: glutathione peroxidase activity; glutathione transferase activity. Gene Ontology annotation, biological process: glutathione metabolic process. Gene Ontology annotation, cellular component: mitochondrion; peroxisome. The coding region runs from base 1 to 663 and encodes 220 amino acids. The transcript has 4 exons. The record is from RefSeq and is a predicted model, not a curated record. NCBI's taxonomy places the organism in Eukaryota, Fungi, Ascomycota, Eurotiomycetes, Eurotiales, Aspergillaceae.
AUGACUGCUCCUAAAAUAAUCUUUUAUUUCGACAUUGGCAGCCCCUUCAGCUGUAUUGCAUUCCAUGCAUUGAGGACAUCCCCCGUAUUCGCGACAUGUGACAUUGACUAUGUCCCCGUCUCUCUGCGAGACCUUUUUCAGUUAUGUCAAAACACACCUCCCAUUGCAGUCAAGAAUAAGUUCCAAUGGAUUAACCGAGAGCGUAUCUAUUGGGCUCGUCGCUUCCAGGUUCCCAUGUCCGAAGCCAUCCCAGAAGGGUUUCCCGCAUCCACUUCGGACGUUCAACUCGCUCUCUCCCUUCUGUCUACCAAAUUCCCCGAUAAGCUGAUUCCCAUCAUGGAAAAGAUCUAUCGUGGGUUCUGGGAAGAGGGAAACUCAGAUGUGCUCACUCAGCCUGGUUUCUCCACUCUCUUUGAGAGUGAGCUUGGCGCCGAGAACGCCAAGCGAAUUUUGGAUGAGUUCAAAGGUACUGAGGCAAAAGCCGUUUUGGGUGAGGGUACCCGAGAUGCUUUCACUUCCGGCGCCUUUGGCUUGCCUUGGUUUGAUUGUAUAGAUUCUCAGGGGGCGAAGGAAGGUUUCUGGGGGAUUGAUCAUUUGGGACGUCUCGUGGACUUUCUGCAGUUAGACGCCAGCCUAGACAAGUCUUUCCGAGUCUUACUCUAA